Molecule: messenger RNA, 486 nt
Organism: Prosopis cineraria
Lineage: Eukaryota; Viridiplantae; Streptophyta; Magnoliopsida; Fabales; Fabaceae
Exons: 1
Coding region: 1-486 (161 amino acids)
Source: RefSeq, a predicted model, not a curated record
AUGAUAUCGUCGACGACUCCAAAAUCUGUCUACGCCAGAAAAGCGGCUGCGACAAUCACAAAAGCGGCAGAUCCGGCGACGCUAAGUCUGUUCAAAACGGCACCGCUUGUAGCUGGAGCCGGUGCCUGCGAUCCCGACGGUGUGGCUGCAAUCGACGGGGGAUUAGCAGCAGGUGACGCAGAUGGAGACACUGGAGGAGAAGGAGGAGAGUUAACGGUGGCCGGAGAUGGAGCAGUAGCAGAUCCGCUCUCAACAGGAGCAGAAGCCGUUGGCGAAUUCGCAGAUGGCGUCACUGCCACGGGAGCCGGAGCCAUCGCCCUUCUUGGAGCCGCCGUCGGCGACGUUGCCGGAGAAGAAGCGGGAGAUUGUUGCGCCAUUGUAGAGCUCACCAGCAAAGCAGCCACUAGCAUCAACACAAUACUGGAGCUCGCCAUUGUAGAGAUAGAGAAAGAGAAAACAGGGAUUUUAGAGAGAGUGUGCGCGUAA